Molecule: messenger RNA, 1233 nt
Organism: Paramecium tetraurelia
Lineage: Eukaryota; Ciliophora; Oligohymenophorea; Peniculida; Parameciidae
Exons: 4
Source: RefSeq, a predicted model, not a curated record
AUGUAUGUAUUGGCACUUUAAUAGUUAGAAUAAAUUUCAUUUGAUUAAUCUGAAAUUAAAGACGAGAGUUUCUUGGAUCAAUCGGAUCUCUAAUUCAGUAUUCCCAAUUCUCCAAAAAUAGUAACUCCAAAUACUAAAUUUUUGAAUUAGAUUUACGAUAAAAAUGAAAUGAAAUUAGCUUAAUAAUAACCAAUAUCGUAAUAGAAGUAGAAUUAAUUUUCAAAACCAUUUUAGUAAGAAACAAAAAAAAAGGAUUUUGAAAUUUCAACAUUUAAUGAAGAACUCUUUUUUGGAAAUUAAAUUGCAAGACCUUUAUAGGUAUCACCUAAUAAUGAAUCCAAAUAAGUAAUAACAGAUUAUCGAGAACCGUAGGUGUAAAUCUAUGGUUUGAAUUCAGCUUUGAGAGUGGAGGAGGAGACAGAAAAGAUCAUCGAGCAAUUAGUCAAUGAAGCAUCGAACAGUUUGAAUAAAAUAGAAUUGAUUCAGUAGUAUGCUUAUCAAACCAAUGCUGGAAUCCUUACAAACUUGGGAGUUAUAAACAACUUCAUCAAUUUGAUGUGCUUUGCUAUUUUAGGUACACAAUUGAAAUCUAAGGAUAUAGAAAGCAAUCAGGAGGAAUUUCUGAAGAGAAUGAACACUCCCUAUGGUAGGAAACCCAUAAGCAGAUUGAGAUAAUUACAUGGUUAGGAUGAUUUCGAAGAUCAUCAUGAAGUUCAACCACUCUACUAAAUAAAACAAGUUAUGGAAACUCAAAAUUAGUAUGAAAAAAUUCACAACUAGGCCAUAUUUGAUGCUUUCAAUGAAGCCUUGAAUAUUCUGAGACCCUUCUACCAAGACGAAGGAAUUCCCUACCCUUGGUGCACUGAGACCAAUAUUUCUCAGAGAGUCUGUUAUGGAAUAGAGGACAUAACGAUUAUUUUAGAGAGGGCAAGAUAGAAAGUGUUUGAUUGGUCGAAGACUUUAUGUGGAUUGUUAUCUGAUGAGAUUCCUGUGAUAUCGGUUAGACAACUGAAUUAUGAGUAACUCAUAAUUAUGCAGGAAUGCCAAGGAAAUGAUUCAUUGGCCUACAUCAAUGAGGAGAGGAUACAGAGUUGUCUUUAGAUAGAAUUGUAAGAGGGCGAAAGAAAGUGGUCUCAGAUGACACAGGAGUACUCUGAGGUUCUGAUGGAGAUAGCAGAUUACCUAUUUGAAGAGUUGACUGAAGAGAUGGUCGUUGAGGUUUUUAUGAAAUGA